CCACACAAAGGCUCUAUUUGGCAACUAUUUGUGCCACUUAGUUCACAUGAAUCAUGCGCAGUUCAUGCAUAAAUGUUCUAAUAAUGACCAUCACGAGUGUGUGUGGAUGCAGGCUAUGGAUCUGUUUGAUAUGAGUAAUGGCUAUUCAUCUCUGGAGGAAGGUGUCCAGAGAGUCAUAUGCCCCAUCCUGGUUCUGGGGGUUACUUCAGACGUGUUAUUCCCAGUCCAGCAACAGAGGGAUAUGAGCGAAGUACUUCAAAAAUCAGGGAACAGAAACACAACGUACUACGAGCUAACCUCCAUCUACGGGCACGACACUUUCCUACUGGAUGUCAUGAACGUAGGGACAGCCGUGAAGGGCCAUUUGGAAUCAACACUCACUAUUUAGCUUCUGGCCACAAUUGCCUCGUUUUUCAAACAGAUUUUAUAUCGUGCCCAGUUUUCUAGUGGGCUGACAGGAUUUGAGAUUUUACGGAUAUUCUGCACAGCCAAUUUUUUUUUUUUAUGAGCUAUAAUUUACACAGAUCAUAGUGGUGGGGAUGCCAAAACACUCCAAAUUUGGUUGUCGAAACUCCAGAGUGAUUUUUUAGAAAGCCGACAGCAUUUAAGAGAACAAUAGUUUGGGUUUCGGUGCGUGAUUUAUUAUCUGUGGAGAAGGUCUCCAGGACAGGAUACCGCGUUUCUCCACUUACGAGUGGCUCGCGAGUAAGACUGGUAGCCAGUGAGGAACGGGGCGAAGACGAGGAAGGAGAUGACGAAGAGAGGAUGAGAGCGAUACCAGAGUGUGGAUAGGAGAGAGAGUGGUCCGGGGAACUGCAUGUGCAGGGCGUCGAUGUGGAGCGUUGGAGCGAAGUUGGUAGAAUCGAACCGAUGUGUUAAGCGACUAGGAGACAGUGGAGUGGAUGCUUCCCUCUAAGACACACCCUCAAAUGAGGACACCUCUCC
Messenger RNA from Geodia barretti, 945 nucleotides. NCBI's taxonomy places the organism in Eukaryota, Metazoa, Porifera, Demospongiae, Tetractinellida, Geodiidae. The record is from the annotation of a GenBank genome assembly.